GUUUGGUGCUAUCUAAACUCCAAAUCUUGACUUUUGUUCACGCAGAGAUCUUUUCAUAAUAGCAUAUAAAUAGAUGUGUACAUGCCCCAUAUGCUCCUUCACAAAUGUCCCAAAACCUCAUCUAGACUUCUUCUUCCUCUAGAAAGGGUGGAGGCAAAAGGCAAAAGGCAAAUGCAUCAUCAAGCUCCAUCCUCAGUUUCUCUAUAUGAUCAUCGUAACGAUAGUACUACUGCAAAUCAUGAAAAUCACUUCAAAGUCAUUCAUGGUGAUGCUGAUCAUGAUGAUGGCAAUCGCCACAGUGCCGUGCGGUGGGCAUCCUCAAGCUUUGAAGAUUCAGCAGCAGCUUCGUCCAUUACUGGGUCGUCAUCACCAUCAUCUUCAUCAUCAGAUCAUGACUGGGUUGACGAUGCUCCUUCUUCUUCUUCUUCUUCAUCGACUUCUUGUCCUUCAUCCUCAUCGCCCUCCAUUAAUGGACCUCUACAUGAAUUAUCAGAGCUGAUGGCCCAUCUGGCUACCAAGCCGCGAGGGCUUUCGGCGUAUUACAAAGGCAAGUCUCAAUCAUUUACAUGUCUUUCAAUGGUGAGGAGCAUAGAAGAUCUUCCAAAGAGAAAGCCCCCUUCCUCUUAUAGGAGAAAAAUGAAGGCAUGGAAGAGCUAUGGAGCAGCGGCUGGUUUGGACAGUACCCACAAAUUGUACUGCAAUAUUUCCAAGGCCACCAUAGCAAAGAAGGCUUCUAGGGGUUAUUUGCCACCUUCAUCUAAGAGUGGCAAAGAAUUGUUUUAGAGAUGUAGCUAGCCAUCCAAAGCUAGAUACAAUAACUCCAAUACCAUGUUUGGGAACAUAAAUUUCGGAUUUUCAAUUUAAAUUUGAAUGAAUUUGGACAAAUUUGAAUUUGAAUUUAAAUUUGAAUAAAUUUGGACAAAUUUGAAUA
Molecule: messenger RNA, 931 nt
Organism: Malania oleifera
Lineage: Eukaryota; Viridiplantae; Streptophyta; Magnoliopsida; Santalales; Ximeniaceae
Product: protein OXIDATIVE STRESS 3-like
Exons: 2
Coding region: 82-783 (233 amino acids)
Source: RefSeq, a predicted model, not a curated record